Rotaria sp. Silwood1 is the source of this 555-nucleotide messenger RNA. The record is from the annotation of a GenBank genome assembly. NCBI's taxonomy places the organism in Eukaryota, Metazoa, Rotifera, Eurotatoria, Philodinida, Philodinidae.
AUGAAUCCAUUAUGUUCUCAAGUGAAAUUUAUCAUAACUGAUGAUGAUAUCAACAGAAAUGAAAAAUGUUUAACAUUUGUUCGGCCAAGACUUGUCGACUAUUUGGACGAUGGUCAUGGUGAUAUUAGUCCUUUAGUUUUAAUCGGUUUACGGGGUCUUCAACCCGUUUAUCGGGUUACUCAUACAUGUGCUUUAGAUCGUGAAGGUGAUAACAUAGGCGAUUUCGAGGUACAUUGGCCUCCUCUCUUUCCAAAUGUACGAGUAUCCAUAUGUGAAGUUCUUCAACUCGAUGUUACUAUUCGUAUUAAGCCGUCGGAUAAACCUACUCCACGUCUUGAAGGUGCUGAUGAUGAUAAUAAUAAUAGUAUUGCUACUGAUGAUAAUGAUGAUUAUGCCAAUCAAGCUGGUGAUGAUGAUUAUCAUAGUGAUGAAUAUACUGAUUAUGAUCAUGUUGACGAUUUUAAUAAUGGUUCUGAUUACAAUGAAUAUGAUUUCAUUGAUGAUGAUGAUGUUGACGAUGAUAAGGAUGGUCUUGGUGAUGCUAGUCGAAAUUAA